AUGCCUGCUGCCUGGCGCUCCGUUAUGACCUACAACCGCUACGCGUCCAUCUGCGCACGCACUGUCCGCCGUGUCCUCAAGGAGGAGAAGCGCAUCGCGGCCGAGCGCCGUGGAGAGAUGAUGUUGAAGAUGGCCAAGUGGGAGGGUGGCAGACAGGGUGAGGUCAAGACUUUGAUUGAGGAGGUCAAGGCUUAA
This is a messenger RNA of Saitoella complicata NRRL Y-17804, 195 nucleotides long. RefSeq lists its product as uncharacterized. The transcript has 2 exons. NCBI's taxonomy places the organism in Eukaryota, Fungi, Ascomycota, Saitoellomycetes, Saitoellales, Saitoellaceae. Gene Ontology annotation, cellular component: mitochondrial inner membrane. Gene Ontology annotation, biological process: proton motive force-driven mitochondrial ATP synthesis. Gene Ontology annotation, molecular function: proton-transporting ATP synthase activity, rotational mechanism. The record is from RefSeq and is a predicted model, not a curated record. The coding region runs from base 1 to 195 and encodes 64 amino acids.